Messenger RNA from Somion occarium, 1057 nucleotides. NCBI's taxonomy places the organism in Eukaryota, Fungi, Basidiomycota, Agaricomycetes, Polyporales, Cerrenaceae. The record is from the annotation of a GenBank genome assembly.
AUACAUUUUACUCCAUCGUGUGCUUUUGCGCAAUGAAGUCCACAACGAAAACAGGAUGUUUUUACAUGCCUUAGACGUAACAAAAAGGAAAAUACAGAACCGUUCCGACGCUAAGGGUGCGAUCUGUAUGAUUCAUUUUCGAGCUUCAAAGCUUCAAGCUUCAACGUUUAUCGGCCAGGUCAACUCAGAAAUCAACACAUUAUGACACGUCCUCCCAAGCCUGUACCUGUCGACAGCAAUUCUCUCUAUAUUUGCGCCAGUCCCUUGACGUCGAAUACCAAAUUCCACUGGAGUCUCAUUCACGUCGACCAUAGUGGCCGCGCCACAGCCCAUCAGUGGACCUCAGUGGAUAAACACGACAUGACGGGCCCUGAGGAGUACGCAAUGGAAGUUUUGAGCCAAGGACCUAUGACGAGAUGGGCCGGCACCGUCAUCCUUGGUUACUACAAAGUCUCGGAAUACCCUGUUACUACACUGGAAGAGUUUACCAACCUCUGUCAGUGUAUCUUUCCUGAGAGUUACGAGACGGCGCAGGCAAAUAGAGAUCAUGGGAUCACUUGUAGGACUUGGGUCUUAGAGAUCCUGAUUGGCCUUGGACUCUCUGAGAGCCGCGUAAAGCAGAUCGAGGACAGUGUCAUUGCACGCAGCACGGAGUUGGGAAAUGAAUAUCUUAAUGCAUUCUUGUGGAGACGGGAGUUUGAAGCUGGUAGGGUCUUCGAAGUUUGAGAGUAUGCGCUGCUGCCGGUACCGUGUUAGUCCAUUCCUAUCUCGGAAACACCAGUGUUCUCGCUAUGGUCAUUGUCGGGAUGUACGACGAAUAAGGAAUGUAUUAUUAGUCGGCUGAUUCUGAGCAAUGCCGACUGAAGGGCAUAUGCCACAAUACCAAGCAUAGGAAUUUCAUCUCCGAGCAACGCAUGCAGAAUGUAUCACCCGUCUCACCCGCCGGUGGUCCCUGCGCUACGCGUCGAGAACAUUGCUCACGAUAUUUCAUGUAAGUAGGCCAGAUCAUAGACGAUGCCGGACGCUAUCACGGGAGAGUUAGUCAUUUUGUAUUAAG